CACACCAACAACCGUUAUCCGUUUUAGACCGCUGUCAAAUAAGUUUGAAAAGUGCUUGGAAAAUGUUGCAAAACGACGCGGUGCGAACUUUGCAAUAUGAUAGUGAAAUACGCGUGGCCCAGCAGCCAAGUCCCUCAGAACCAAGAGUCUACGACUCCCACAUUAGCAUCACAUCACAGCCUCGGCAAGAGGCUCCACGCAUCCCACUUCCGGUGCCCAUAGCCACGGUUACGGGCAGUAGGACCUUUAUUCCUCUUUCCGGAUAUGAUUGCCUGGCGGAUCUGCCAUCAGUGCACAUUGAACAGACCUUUGAGCUCAAUGAGGCUCUAACUGCUGUCUCCUCUGAGAAUCGUUAUGUGGUGCGAUCUCCAUUGGGUGAUGCCAUAUUCGCGGCCAGCGAAAGUUCCACAGAGAAAAAUCGACUAGUAUGGGGAGCAGGGCGACCAUUCCAAAUGCACCUUCUUGACAAAACCCAUCAGGAAGCUUUGGUUUUCCGUAAGAAACUAGCCUUAGGAUCACUUUGCUGUCAGCCAAAAAGUCUAGAAAUCUGGAUUCCACCUGGUAAUGUUCUGGGAAGAGUUGUGCAGUCACCAACACUGACACAGCCAGAGUUCUUCAUAGAAGAUGGAAACACUGGUCAGCCUGUGUUUUGUGUGGAAGGUCCUGCUAACUCAGGAUUCUGCUGUUUCUGCCUGCCCAGGGAGUGUUACUUUAAGAUCCAUUCUGGUGGCAAUAUGAGGGCUUCCAUAGAUCACAAAUGGGUGACCAGCAAGUCACAGUAUACCACAAAUAUUUACUUCAGUGAUGUGAAGCUAACCGCCAAAGAGCGGGCCUUGAUACUGGGAUCAGCCUUUUUACUGGAAUAUUUGUACUUCCAAACCCGCUUCUAACCAAAAACAACUUCAAUAAACCUUGUAUAUUCACAUUGA
Molecule: messenger RNA, 929 nt
Organism: Drosophila eugracilis
Lineage: Eukaryota; Metazoa; Arthropoda; Insecta; Diptera; Drosophilidae
Product: phospholipid scramblase 1
Exons: 5
Coding region: 63-890 (275 amino acids)
Biological process (GO): plasma membrane phospholipid scrambling
Cellular component (GO): plasma membrane
Molecular function (GO): phospholipid scramblase activity
Source: RefSeq, a predicted model, not a curated record